AUGCGAGAGCAUACGCUGCAGAGAUGCAUAGCAGGGUUCGCCGAACGCUCGACAGAUGGGCACAGCCGGGGCAGCAGAACAGCCAUAGUGCUCGCUGGACGCACCACCAUCGCUACAAUCACAGCUCUCAGCCACGCAUCUCCGCGGGCUCGUAGCCUUUCCUAUGUGUCCUUGCUUGUCUGGCCAGCCACAUCGACAGGCCUAUACUUGCCCGUCGCCAGGCAUGCUGCGGUUGCCAGACUGCGAGGCACGGCGUGCCAGUGCGCGCCUAUGGCCGAUGACGAUGGAGCAGCUGGUGCCUGA
Molecule: messenger RNA, 303 nt
Organism: Mixia osmundae IAM 14324
Lineage: Eukaryota; Fungi; Basidiomycota; Mixiomycetes; Mixiales; Mixiaceae
Exons: 1
Coding region: 1-303 (100 amino acids)
Source: RefSeq, a predicted model, not a curated record